AUGGGCAAGGAGGGCGAGGAGCAGGCCGUCGCGGCCAACACCGACGCGUCCGGCGAUGCGGCGGCGGGGGAGGACAACAAGGACAAGGAGAGCAACGACAAGGACAAGAACAAGGGGAAGGACCAGGACAGCAAGGACAAGGGGAAGAAGCCGCCGCCGCCGCUCCCCGUGGUGACGGCGGUGCUCAAGGUCGACAUGCACUGCGACGGCUGCGCCAAGCGCAUCCGCGCCUCCGUCCAUCGCUACCCAGGCAAGAAUAACCAAGCUGCGUACCUUACCUUCUCUCUCCGUCUCUCUCUGAAAGUGAUGCGUGCUGAUGAUCGGUGCCGCCUGCCAGGUGUGGAGGGCGUGGCGAUGGAGGUGGACAAGGGCUCCAUGACCGUGGUCGGCCGCUUCGACGCCAAGAAGCUGCGGGACCGCGUCGCCAACAAGACCAGGAAGAAGGUCGACCUCGUCGGCAACAACAAUGCCGGCAACAAGGGAGGCGGCGGCGGUGGGGGGAACAACAAGGGAGGCGGCGGCAACCAGCAGAAGGGCGCCAGCGAAGAGGACGGCAAGCCGGAGAAGGAGCACGACGGCGACAAGGAAGACAAGGUUCAUGCUUUGACGUACGUGCAGUAG
This is a messenger RNA of Setaria italica (foxtail millet), 621 nucleotides long. Its product is annotated as heavy metal-associated isoprenylated plant protein 3-like. The transcript is spliced from 3 exons. Lineage: Eukaryota; Viridiplantae; Streptophyta; Magnoliopsida; Poales; Poaceae. The coding region runs from base 1 to 621 and encodes 206 amino acids. The record is from RefSeq and is a predicted model, not a curated record. Gene Ontology annotation, molecular function: metal ion binding.